AUGGCUCGUAACGCAGAGAAAGCGCAAAGCACACUGUUCAGAUGGAGGGCGCAACAAGCAGCAGACCUGGGCAUCCUCGACACAACCCGCACGCGGCGACCAAAGGCCAUAUCGCAACAAGAAUCCGUACCGACAUGUGAGCGCUGGCGCGGUCAAGUGCUCAAGGAGAUAUCGCGCAAAGUCUCAAAGAUCCAGGACCUCUCGCUCUCUGACUUUCAAAUUCGCGACAUCAACGACGAACUGAACAAGCUCUUCAAGGAAAAAUGGCAGUGGGAGAUGCGCAUUCGCGAAUUGGGAGGGCCGAACUAUAUGAGAGGAGGUGGUCGGGUUGUCGAUGAAGAGGGCAGGGAGAUACAAGGAGGUGGAAAGGGCUACCGCUACUUUGGAAGAGCAAAAGAAUUGCCCGGAGUGAAGGAGCUGUUCGAGGCCGCAAAGAUCAAACCACAGGAAGACAAGGCUCUGGAGACGCGAUCGGAUCUACGCCAGAAAGUCGAUGCCUCCUACUACGGCUACAACCUUGACGAAGAAGAUGGCAAAUUGCUAGCCUACGAGGCACAGAAGGAAAAGGAAGCAUUCGAGCAUACUAUGGAUGAUCAAGACGCGGAGGACACGGACUGGGAGCCGUUACCUGGGGAUUCUGGAGAUGGUGUUGCUUGGAACCUUCCGACCGCAGAAGAAGUUGAGGCCGAACUCAUCGAGAGAAGGAAACGAAAGCUGCUUGAUAAGCUGUGA
Molecule: messenger RNA, 732 nt
Organism: Aureobasidium namibiae CBS 147.97
Lineage: Eukaryota; Fungi; Ascomycota; Dothideomycetes; Dothideales; Saccotheciaceae
Product: Isy1-like splicing factor
Exons: 2
Coding region: 1-732 (243 amino acids)
Biological process (GO): mRNA 3'-splice site recognition; generation of catalytic spliceosome for second transesterification step
Cellular component (GO): catalytic step 2 spliceosome; Prp19 complex; post-spliceosomal complex
Source: RefSeq, a predicted model, not a curated record